UCUCACACACGCACACACACACACACACACAGACAGACAGACAGCACAGAAGGACUUUGCUGGACCAAUUAUCGGCCUGGUCGUAUUUUUUCUGGGCGGCAUCUGUUCUGUGCUGUUCUCUUGUGUGCCAUGACUCAGGAGCAGCACACACACACACACACACUCACACGCACGCACUGUGAUCCAGCAGCAACUGCAGCUACAGACUAACAGUUGACGACUAACACGAACAAGUUCGCUUCAGCAUGGGCUCGUUGUGGCCUUUAUUCUGCUCCACCGUGCUGCUGUUGGUUUCACUGAGCUCAGCAUUCAGUGAUGAGCAGCGUGAAGUCACUUUUGAUCUUGACAUGCAAGAUCUAGAAGGACCAGAUCCAAUGGACAUGCUGCAGAGAGUGGUGGAGCCAGAGUUUGAUCUCUCUAAGAUCCUCAAUGGGGUUUUCAGACCGACUGCUUUGACACCAGGAGAACAUCAACCACGUCUGAACCCACGUUCCAAUGGUGGUCCUCCCAGUCUGGACUACCCCGUUCAGUUUCCUCUCGCCCGCCCGACCCUCGACAAUCUCGACGCCAUCUGUCUCCACAGUGACCGUCGUCCUCGCUACCCAGACUCUUACUUUCCUGCCUCUGGGUUUGGUCAGCUGAAGCGUAAGGCCAGUGCUGUUAAUAAGGCAGAGUCCUGGUUUGGCACAUGCUGUGAGAGGAACCAGACGAGGCAGAGGCCGAGGGAAGUGACAUUAUGUUGUGUCACAAAAGCAUGGGAGAUGUCACUCAGGUCUUUCUGUAAGGAGGAUUCAUCAGUGAAGAACCGUGUGUAUCACUGCUGCCAUAUAAGAGGCAGCAACAUGCUCGACUGCUUCAACAACAAUGCUCAAAACCCAAACUAUGAAGCAACAGAAGAGAUCCCGGUGCCACCACUGCACUCUAAUGCCAGAUUCACCUUCAACCCCAACAGUUGUCCGAGGACAGUGAUGACUCCAAGAGAAAACCGAGGAGAGGAGAAGCCUCCACCUGCUUCCCCCAAAACUAACAUCAACUUUCCUCCUGGACAACCCACUGCAGAGACCAUUGAAUCAGUGUGUCACAACCAGAAGCUGCGUCCCCUCUAUAGUAUGUGCCUGUCAGGUUCUGGCUAUGAGUUGUUGUCACGUCAGGCGAAGACCGUUAAUCGCAUUGAGAGGGGAUUCAAACUGUGCUGCAAGAAGAAGAAGAAAGAAGUGCUUAACUGUGCCCAACACAAGUGGCAUGAUGAGCUUAACAAGUUUUGCUCAAUUAAGAAGGGUGGAAAGCUUGAUUUCCACUGCUGUUUGAAUGGUGACGAAUAUAAUCAACACACCUGCUUCCAAAACAUUUCCCCUGACCCUUACUAUAAUAAGACCACAGAGGAUGUCACUCUUGACAAAAUCUGUGCCACUCACAAGAUCAUCAAGAAGAAAUUCCCUGUGGGUGUUCCUCUCAAAGGCUUUGUUGAUCAAUGCUGCCCCCUGUCGGAAGAAGAGCUCAGCAUUUGCACCAUGCAAAAGCUUAAGGAAGUGUCAAGCUCUGUGUGUUCCUCUGGAAGAGCCUCUUCUCCAGCUGUCCGUCGCUGUUGCCGCAUGCCUGCGCAAGAAAUCCCCCAGUGUGUCUCUAAACUUCUCUUGGAUGCCAUCAGCAAAGCAACUAAACUCUCACAGAAGAGGAGGAAGAAAAUUUGCCCAAUCUCCUAAAAUCCUUUGCUUCUGACCCGAGUGGCUUUGGGCCAUUCAGGGAAAUGGUGUAUGCUUGCAGCAGAGGUUGCAUCCAGUCAUUCAACAGAAAAAUGAAUGAAUUGUGGACCAUUUUCUCGCUUCAUCUGCAACAUAUUAUAGUCUGAGUUCACUUAAGAAUUAUUACAAGCAUUGAUGCAUGUUUGUGUUCAAAUGCUUUAUUAAAUGCAGAGUUUAAAAACAUCCAUACCAAUUAAUGUCAUGGUAUCACUGUAUUAUAGGAAGUUUUUGUAUGCAUUUGAUCAUGUUGCUGUAAUUCAUGGUCAAUAUGUAAAAUGUGCCUCUUAGGUGGAAUUUGGAAUAAAUAAAUUUACUUAAAA
Solea senegalensis (Senegalese sole) is the source of this 2062-nucleotide messenger RNA. RefSeq names its product extracellular matrix protein 1-like. The transcript has 10 exons. The record is from RefSeq and is a predicted model, not a curated record. The coding region runs from base 246 to 1703 and encodes 485 amino acids. Lineage: Eukaryota; Metazoa; Chordata; Actinopteri; Pleuronectiformes; Soleidae. Gene Ontology annotation, biological process: signal transduction; regulation of bone mineralization. Gene Ontology annotation, cellular component: extracellular region.